Pelmatolapia mariae (spotted tilapia) is the source of this 3128-nucleotide messenger RNA. Its product is annotated as NACHT, LRR and PYD domains-containing protein 12-like. The transcript is spliced from 10 exons. Bases 4 to 2979 code for a protein of 991 amino acids. Gene Ontology annotation, molecular function: protein binding. Gene Ontology annotation, biological process: regulation of apoptotic process; intracellular signal transduction. Lineage: Eukaryota; Metazoa; Chordata; Actinopteri; Cichliformes; Cichlidae. The record is from RefSeq and is a predicted model, not a curated record.
CAGAUGGAGUCUGAACCAGACCGGCCAGCUUUAUCAGCUCCAUCCGCAGAGGAUGAGCUCAGCAGGGUACGGUGCAGCUUUGUUUGGAGGGUUUCAAAAGAAAUCCUCACACAGCUCCUGGAGGCUCUGGUAACGGACCGUGUCCUGAAUGAUCUGGAGAAAGCAUCAAUAGUGGAGGGGAACUCGGUCACAGCAGAUAAGGCUCGUGACUUGAUUGACACAGUAAAGAAAAAAGGAGGAACUGCCUCCAGGAUAAUGAUCAGACAUCUUCAGACCAUAGAUCCGACUCUCUCCUCUGAGCUGCAUUUGUCCUUUGAGCCAUCUGCGCAGCCAGAGACUCUUCAGGCCUGUCACCUCAAACUCAAGUCAAACCUGAAACAGAAGUUCCAGUGUGUGUUUGAGGGGAUCCCUAAAGCAGGAAACCCAACCCUUCUGAAUGAGAUCUACACAGAGCUCUACAUCACAGAGGGAGGGACUGCAGAGGUCAAUGAUGAACAUGAGGUCAGACAGAUUGAAACAGCAUCCAGGAAACCAGACAGACCAGAAACAACCAUCAGACAAGAAGACAUCUUUAAACUCCCACCUGGAAGAAAAGCACCAGUAAGAACAGUGCUGACGAUGGGAGUGGCUGGCAUUGGGAAAACUGUCCUAACACAGAAGUUCACUUUGGACUGGGCUGAAGGCAAAGCCAACCAGGACAUCCAGUUCAUGUUUCCAUUCACUUUCAGAGAGCUGAAUCUGCUGAAAGAGGAAAGGUUCAGCUUGGUGGAACUUGUUCAUCACUGCUUUACUGAAACCAAAGAAGCAGGAAUCUGCAGCUUUGAAGACUUCCAGGUUGUGUUCAUCUUUGAUGGUCUGGAUGAGUGCCGACCUCCUCUGGACUUCAACAAAACUACAAUCCUAACUGAUGUUACUGAGUCCACCUCAGUGAAUGUGCUGCUGAUAAACCUCAUCAGGGGGAAACUGCUUCCCUCUGCUCGCCUCUGGAUAACCACACGACCUGCAGCAGCCAAUCAGAUCCCUCCUGACUGUGUUAGCAUGGUGACAGAGGUCAGAGGGUUCUCUGACCCACAGAAGGAGGAGUACUUCAGGAAGAGAUUCAGAGAUGAGGAGCAGGCCAGCAGGAUCAUCUCCCACAUCAAGACAUCACGAAGCCUCCACAUCAUGUGCCACAUCCCAGUCUUCUGCUGGAUCACUGCUACAGUUCUGGAGUUUGUCAUGAAGAACAAAGAGAGUGAAGAUCUGCCUAAGACUCUCACAGAGCUCUACCUGCGCCUUGUGCUAUUUCACCUAAAAACAAAGAACAUCAAGUGUGAUAAAGCCACAGAUCCACACUGGAGUCCAGAGAGCAGGAAGAUGAUUGAGUCUCUGGGAAAACUGGCUUUUGAUCAGCUGCAGAAAGGAAACCUGAUCUUCUAUGAAUCAGACCUGACAGAGUGUGGCAUCGAUAUCAGAGCAGCCUCAGUGCAUUCAGGAGUGUUCACACAGAUCUUUACAGCUGAUGAGUAUGACAUGUUUUCAGAAACGGUCUACUGCUUUGUUCAUCUGAGUGUUCAGGAGUUUCUGGCUGCAGUCUACAUGUUCCACUGUUUCACCAACAGGAAGAUAGAGGUGCUGGAAGAGUUCCUGGGAAAAGACUGGGAACAUAAAACAGAGUGUGUGUUUCUCAAGAGAGUCAUGGAGAAAUCCCUCCAAAGUAAAAAUGGCCACCUGGACCUGUUUGUUCGUUUCCUUCAUGGCCUCUGUCUGGAGUCCAACCAGAGACUCUUAGGAGGUCUGCUGGGUCAGACAGAGAUCAGUCCAGAAACCAUCCAGAGAGUCAUCAAGAGUCUGAAGAAGAUGAACAGUGAUAAAAUCUCUCCUGACAGAAGCAUCAACAUCUUCCACUGUCUGAUGGAGAUGAACGACCUCUCAGUGUAUCAGGAGAUCCAAGAGUUCCUCAAAUCAGAGAACAGAUCAGAGAAACUCUCUGAGAUCCACUGCUCAGCUCUGGCCUUCAUGCUGCAGAUGUCAGAGGAGGUUCUGGAUGAGUUGGACCUAAAGAAGUACAACACAUCGGUGGAUGGACAACGCAGAUUAAUUCCAGCUGUGAGGAACUGCAGAAAGGCUCGGUUAAGGUGGUGUGGACUGUCAGAGUCUCACUUUCAAUGUGUGACCUCAGCUCUGAAGUCCAACACCUCCAGCCUGAUUCAGCUGGACCUGAGUGGAAAUAUCCUGGAUGGUUCAGGACUGAAGCUUCUGUGUGCUGGACUGAAGAGUCCAAACUGUAAACUGGAGGCUCUGAGAUUGGAGCUCUGUGGUUUGUCCGAGAUCAGCUCUUUGGUCUCAGCUCUGAAAUCCAACCCCUCCCAUCUGAAACAUCUGGACCUGACCGGAAAUGAGCUGCAGGACUCAGGAGUGAAGCAGCUGUGCAGUUUUCUGGAGAGUCCACAUUGUACACUGGAGUAUCUGAGUUUAGAAGACUGUACAUUGUCAGAAAUCAGCUGUCUGGUCUCAGCACUGAAGUCCAACCCCUCCCAUCUAAAACAUCUGGACCUGAGCCGCAACAAGCUGCACAAUUCAGGAGUGAAUGCGGUGUGUGGUUUUCUGGAGAAUCCACAAUGUGGACUUAAAACUUUGAGAUUUGAUUACUGUGGUUUGUCAGACAUCAGCUCUUUGGUCUCAGCACUGAAGUCCAAACCCAGUCACCUGAGAGAGCUGGACCUGAGUAGCAACGACCUGCAGGAUUCAGGAGUGAAGCAGCUGUGUGGUUUUCUGGAGAGUCCAGGAUGUGGACUUGAAACUCUGAGAUUGUUGAGCUGUGGUUUGUCAAAGAUCAGCUGUGAUUAUCUGGCAGCAGCUCUGAAGUCCAACCCUUCCCAUCUGAGAGAGCUGGACCUGUGCUACAAUGACCUGCAGACUCCAGAUCUGUCUGAGCUGGUUGAUCUUCAGGAGAUUCUAGACUACAGACUGGAGACUCUGGAGUGGGGGUAUCCAUAGACUGGCUCACUGAGAGAGGAUGAGCUGUGUCCUGAUGAUCCAGAGAGGUUGAAACAGCAGCAGCUUGUGUUUAGAGCCCUGUAAUAGUGAUUGUCCUGACAUGGACCCUGUCUCUCACCACUGCUCCAGCCCCAAACACUGAACUAGUG